Messenger RNA from Panonychus citri (citrus red mite), 3576 nucleotides. RefSeq lists its product as uncharacterized. Bases 1 to 3576 code for a protein of 1191 amino acids. The record is from RefSeq and is a predicted model, not a curated record. The transcript has a single exon. NCBI's taxonomy places the organism in Eukaryota, Metazoa, Arthropoda, Arachnida, Trombidiformes, Tetranychidae.
AUGUUUGAGUGCAGUGAAUGUGGAGUUUCAUUCAAGAAAUUCAAGUCUCUAUUUAUUCAUAAAGAACAGUGUAGUUUAUUGAAAUGUUCAAAAUGUAAGACAAGGUUUAAAGAUAAAGAAAUGUUCAUUGAACAUGUUAUCAAAUGUAAAACAAUUGUCUCUACUCUUGGUGACGUAGCUACUUUUCGAUUACAUAAAUCAGCUUAUAGAGGUGUCCUUGAAAUUUAUGUUAAACUUGGUUCAUGGUCAUCUCUAGAGAACCUGUUUACAGCUGAAAGGCAAAACAUCAUUAAUCUCAUUAGCCAUGUGAUUGGAAAAAUUGGAUCAAUUAAAACUCAAGUUUGUGUUCUUAUCAAGUUUAUUAAACAAAAACCAGAUGGCGAUACGGAUUCUACUGAAAUUUAUAAAAUUUCUCAAAGUGAACCUUUAACUCAUUCUUCCCAAAUUGAGAAAAUGAUCACUAAAUGGAUUGAAAACCUUGGAUUGGUGGUUGAUCAGUUCACUCAACGUGGAAGUGGUUGGGUACUUCAGGCAGUCAAAAUGUUGGAAAUCAGAGUAGGUAAGUUGAAAGAAAAUAGUGGUGGUUGUUCAAGCGUUAAAUUACCACUAAACUUGAUCCGUAAAAGGAGCUUGGUAUCACCAGUUUGUAAGUCUCAUUGCUUCAAGUGGGCCGUUCUCAUGGCUCUUCACCCUCAGUCAACACAUAGAGAAAGAGUCUCUAAAUAUAAAAAAUAUGAGAAAUGGUACAAUUUCAGAGAUAUCGAUCCAAUUACGCCUUUCUCUCAGAUUAAUCGCUUUGAAAAGCAGAACAAUGUUUCAAUUAAUGUCUACACAAUGACAAUCUGUAAGAACCCAAAGGUUGUCCCAUUGCUAAUCAACAAGGACAGGAAGACAAAUCAUGUUAAUCUAUUUCUUCACAAUGAUCAUUAUUUUCACAUCACCAACUUUGACAAAUUUAUGUGGAACACCAAAUCGUGGGAAAGGUUUUUCUGUUAUUCUUGCCUAUCUGGUUUCAGAGAUAAAUUCUCACUAACAAAGCAUGAAAUUUAUUGUGGUAACAACUCAGCUCAAAGAACCAUUCUUCCAGGUACAGAAAAUGUCCCGAAAACGUGUGAGUUUACUCACGUGGAAAAGACAAUUUCUUAUCCAUAUGUUAUUUACGCUGACUUUGAAGCCUUAGUGACCAAAAGUGAAAAUGCAUUAGGUGCAAGCACAUUUGAAUACCAAAAGCAUGAAGCUUGUUCAUUUGGCUGGGUUGUUGUUGAUUGGACAGGUAAAAUACUGUUCAAUAAAUUCUAUCGAGGUGAUAACGCGGCAGAGAAUUUCAUCAGAAGCCUUUACAAUGUACAAGCGUCCAUCAACCUUGAUCUAAUGAGGAGAAUAAAGCCGCCAAUUCUAACACCAGAAGAAAGGAUAAUUUAUGAACUUGCUGAUAUUUGCCAUGUUUGUUUACAACCACUUUUCCAAGACAAAGUUUUAGAUCAUUGUCAUCUAACUGGUAAGCUCCGUGGAGCAGCUCAUAAUCUGUGCAAUUUGAAACUUAGAUUACCAAAUCGAAUACCAGUCAUUUUUCAUAACUUGAAAGGUUAUGAUGCUCAUCUAAUUAUGAAAGGGAUCAAGUCAAAUACAGUGAAAAAGAUUUCUGUAAUCCCACAGAAUAGUGAAAAGUAUAUUGCCUUUUUCAUGGAUGAUUUCAUUUUUCUAGAUAGUCUCGCUUUUCUUCUAUCCAGCCUUGAUACAUUAUCAAACAAUUUACCAGAUGAAGAUAAAACAAAAUAUUUAUCACAAAUGUUCAAUAGCUCAGAUUUACCUCUACUUUUAUCAAAAGGGUGUUUACCUUAUGAGUAUAUGGACUCUUGGAGUAAAUUUGAUGAUGUCAAUUUACCUUCAAUUGAUAAAUUUUAUUCACAUCUAUGUCGAAAAACAAUAGAUGAAUCAACAUAUUCAAAUUUACAAAGGAUAUGGAAUCAUUUCAAUUGUCAAAACCUUGGCGAUUUUCAUGACAUUUACUUGAAAGUUGAUGUCUUACUUUUAGCGGCAAUAUUUGAAAACUUUAGAUUCACAAGUUUGAAACAAUUUGGCCUCGAUCCUUGUCAUUAUUUCUCUACACCAGGUCUCACUUGGGACGCUGCUCUCAAAGCAACAAAAACCAAACUUGAUUUAUUAACAGACAUUGACAUGAUCCUUAUGAUUGAGAAUGGGAUUCGAGGAGGAAUUUCUUGUGCAAUGACAAGACAUGUUGUUGCCAACAAUCCUCUCUCUGAGAAUUAUGAUUGUAAUAAACCCAACUCAUACAUUACUUUUCUGGAUGUGAAUAACCUUUAUGGUUAUGCUUUGAGUGAUAAUCUACCAAUGAGUAACUUUGAAUGGGUCCCUUCGGAAUCGUUUGAUCAAGUGAUUGAAUCAAUAAUGACUGGACAAGAUUCAGAUACAGGAUACAUUUGUCAAGUUGAUUUAAUUUAUCCACAACAUUUACACGAUCAACAUAAUGAUUAUCCCAUGGCUCCUGAGAAAUUAACAGUUGAUGAUGAAUGGUUAAGUGAUUAUCAAAAGAGAAUCAUAUCUGAUCUUGAAAGUGUUGGUCUUAAACGAUGUAAAACUGAGAAACUAAUUCCUAAUCUAAGAGAUAAGAAAAACUAUGUGGUACACGAAAGAAACUUGAGAUUUUGGUUAUCAAAGGGACUAAUCUUGGAUAAAAUUCAUCGUAUUCUCAAGUUCAAGCAAUCCAAAUGGUUGAAACCUUAUAUUUCAAUGUGCACCCUCAAUCGCCAGAGAGCUACCAAUUCAUUUGAAAAAGACUUUUGGAAAUUGAUGGUCAAUUCAUUAUAUGGAAAGAGCAUUGAAGAUAAGCGGAAACAUUCCAAAGUUAAAGUAGUGACAAACGGUCAACAAGCAAUGAAACAGAUUAGAAAGCCAAUGUUUGAACACUUUUACAUUCUGGAUAAUGAUUUGGCAAUAAUAAAAUUACGUAAAUUUGAGGUUAAACUGGAUAAGCCAAUUUACCUUGGAUUCACAGUACUAGAACUAUCAAAGCUUCGGAUGUAUGAACUACAUUACGAUCACUUUCAACCUCUUUAUGGAGAUAACCUAAAUCUUGUUUACACUGACACUGACAGCUUCAUUUAUCAUAUUGAAACUGAAGAUAUUUAUAAUGAUUUAAAAUCAAUGUCAGCAAUUAUGGACUUUUCGGAUUACCCUGAAAAUCAUUUCCUCUAUGAUGUUUCAAACAAAAAGAAACUUGGGCUACUAAAGGACGAGAUGAAUGGUCAAGUUAUUGAUGAAGUUGUCGCCAUCAAAUCAAAGCUUUAUGGAAUUAAAUAUGGUUCAAAGAUAAAAAAGACCGCUAAAGGAACUCAAAAGGCAACCGUUCGUGAUGAGAUAUUGAUAGAAGACUACAAGACCUGUCUCUACGAUAGUGUGUUAUUCAGACAUGAUAAUUACAGAUUACAAUCUAAACAUCAUCAGAUUUCAAGUAUAAAAACAAAUAAAAUAUCUUUAUCUCCAUUGGAUGACAAGAGAUAUAUACGCGAGGAUGGUGUAUCAACAUAUGCAUUUGGACAUUAUAAAAUUGUUUAA